Molecule: messenger RNA, 765 nt
Organism: Acanthosepion pharaonis
Lineage: Eukaryota; Metazoa; Mollusca; Cephalopoda; Sepiida; Sepiidae
Source: the annotation of a GenBank genome assembly
AUGUCACAUGUAACGCGAAGAAAACAUAAUGAUGUCAUUAAGACGUUUUUCUCUUUUCAUUCAUUCAAUGUUUCUUUCUCUCUAUCUUUCUCUCUGUCCCUCUCUUUUCAUUCAGUCACUGUUUCUUUUUCUUUUCAUUUAGGCAUUUGCCUUUCUCUCUCUCUCUCUCUUUCUCUCUCUCUCUCUCUCUCUCUCUCUCUCUUCAUCCACAAAUUCCGAGCUACCUGCUUUCUACGGUGUCGACAAAGUCCUUUCAUAUUUUUCUAUCUCUUUCUCUCUCCUUCAAUGGUUGUACAUGUGAAAGAUGAGUUUCUCUCGUCUUCUCUUUUCUUCUUCUUUCUUCUUCACUUUCUCUCGCAUUUUUUCUUUCUCUUUCCUUCUUGCUUUUUCAUUCCUUCUCUUUAUUCUCUUUCCUUCUCGCUUUUUCUUUCCUUCUCCUUUUUCACUUUACUUCUCGCUUUUUCUCUCCUUCACUUUUCUCUUUCCUUCUCGCUUUUUCUUUCCUUCUCCUUUACUCUUUCGUUCUCGCUUUCUCUUUCCUUCACGUUUCUUUUUCGUUCUCACUUUUUCUUUCCUUUUCCUUUACACUUACGUUCUCGCUUUUUCAUUCCUCCUUCUUUUCUCUUUCAUCCUCGCUUUUUCUUUCAUUCCCCUUUACUUUUACGUUGUUGCUUCAUCUUUCCUUCUCCCUUCAUACCGAUACUGAAAACUUAUCUUUUUUUCUUCAUCUUCUUCUUCUAUGUGCCGUGUCCCUUCACGACGUGA